Molecule: messenger RNA, 874 nt
Organism: Brassica oleracea var. oleracea
Lineage: Eukaryota; Viridiplantae; Streptophyta; Magnoliopsida; Brassicales; Brassicaceae
Product: SUMO-conjugating enzyme SCE1-like
Exons: 5
Coding region: 212-694 (160 amino acids)
Biological process (GO): protein sumoylation
Cellular component (GO): nucleus
Molecular function (GO): SUMO conjugating enzyme activity
Source: RefSeq, a predicted model, not a curated record
CGGUCAGUUUAAUUAAAGGAACAAAGGAAGGUAGAAGGAAAAGGACAUUCAUCCGCCGCGGAAUCUGGACCGUACGAUUCUCCGACAGCCGUUUCCCGGCUUUAACAUACGGGCAAAUCUGUAACUUACACUUCUUCGUCUGCUUCGAGAAUAUAUAAAUCGAGAGAUAAAAGAGUUUGAAGAGCAGCUAUUGAGAGAGAGAGAGAGAGAGAUGGCUAGUGGAAUCGCUCGUGGUCGUUUGGCUGAGGAGAGGAAGUCGUGGAGGAAGAAUCAUCCUCAUGGGUUUGUGGCGAAGCCAGAGACUGGGUCUGAUGGGUCUGUGAAUCUGAUGGUGUGGCAUUGCACUAUUCCUGGUAAAGCUGGGACUGAUUGGGAAGGUGGAUACUUUCCAUUAACGAUGCACUUCAGCGAGGACUAUCCAAGCAAACCCCCCAAAUGCAAAUUCCCACCAGGCUUUUUCCACCCUAAUGUCUAUCCAUCAGGAACAGUCUGUCUCUCCAUCCUUAACGAGGAUUCCGGAUGGAGACCAGCCAUCGCAGUGAAGCAGAUUCUUGUCGGUAUUCAGGAUUUACUUGACACCCCUAAUCCCGCUGACCCUGCACAGACUGAUGGUUACCAUCUCUUCAUUCAGGAUGCAGUUGAGUACAAGAAAAGGGUUAAGCUGCAGUCCAAGCAGUAUCCUCCCAUUGUCUAAAAUAACCUCAGAAGGGAACAAACACCAAAACUGAUGACAAAAACUUUGAAUCUUUUGUGGUCUUUGUGAUUUGUGUUUAAAUAUCAUCGGAUGACUGAAAACUCCUCAUUAUGGCACCUUUGAGACACUACUAUAAUCUCUUUUAUUUUUCAUAAAAGAAAAAAAAACUCUAUUUCUCUC